UUCCUUGAAGCCUCGAUUAACAUUCAAUCGCUAAUUAUGAUUUCUUCUAAUUAUGAAUUGGAAUUCCAAAUAGAAUAGUUAUUUCCAGGUCUUUUGUAUUCCGAAAAGUAACUUAUUGUGAGACCUUUAUCCCUUCAAUAAUUUAUUAAUUAGAUUCCGAAUCCGAAUUAUCGAUUACAAUUUAAUCGUAUGUUAUAAAUACGUUAAUUAAAAUAUUCGCAACCAUAAAUUAAUUACGUCCCUCCUUAUUUUUCUAUUCACCUGCUGUUCUCUAAUAAAGUACGUCACGUGCUUUCAAUUUAUAUUCAUAUUUAUUAUACAAUUAAAAGUUCACCUGCACGAAUCAUUCUAUUGUGUCGAAACCAAUAUAAAGACAAAACAAUUGUGUUCACGACUCAGCAUCGCCGGUCAUUCACUCGGUGAUGAAGAAAUACCUUUGGUCCUGAAUUUUUCUGUCGCUAUAGAUAUUGCUGACAUCGUUCGAUGCAAAACGUGGUUGGCGACAUCGAAUGCCGCGUUAUUCCGCGUCGGUGGCAUCGAGUGCACGGACCAUUGACAGCCAGAAGCAACUCCCUUGAGACGGUCUCCGAGGAUAGCCCUGCGGUGGAUAUCCCAACGGAUGGAAACGAUUCAACCGGGAAGAAACUGUUCGAGAGCACAGUGAGUCGCUAGGCGGGUUGUCUUGAAUCCUUCACCAUGGAUACGAACUACAAGAUCCCGUCCUCGAAGCUGGAAGAUCUGUCGAUAAUGAAUAGCCAGUGUUGCGUGAAUUUGACAGCUUCCAAAUCCGGUAGUCCGACAAAACGUGUUGGAAAUCUGAACCAUAGAAAGAUUGUCAAACAAUGUAAAUUAAUGAUUCUGAUUGAAAUUCUCAUCACGAUAGCAAUCCUGUCUUUUGUCGGGUUUCUAAUCUACGUCAGCGUCGAAUCAGGUUACCUAUCGAGUUUCUACGAAACUGAAAACGUGUACGAUAUCAACCAACCGCAUACACUGGCCGAACAAGCUUCUACAUUAGAACCGCGAAAUGAAGAUUCGAAUUUUGAUUUAAAUAAAUACUUCUUCAGCGACCUGCUUCUGAAAUUAAGCCCAGAUCUACGAUCGGUAAUAGUGCACAUGGAUCAAAAUCGUUUGAGACGACAAGCUAAGAAUGUUCCCUGUACAGAAAACAUGGAGCACUGCAAAACGGUGAUAGAUUCGAUGUGGAGUAUCGUUAGUAUAGUGAACAACAGUUUGCCUCAUCUGCAAUCGUUUUUAAACAACUUUUCCACUGAUCAAAACGGGCCUAAGUCGAAAUUCGUCGAAUUAGUCGAAUGUUUGCAGUGUAAGAACGAUUCCAUUGCGUCUGUAGACGAAUCUGGAUCAGUAAACGAUGAUAGAAUGGCGUACGAGCACAUUGAUCAUGCUCAGAUAAAAAAUAACGUAGAAAUUGUUAAUAAUUUAUUAAAUGAUAAGAAACAUAACAAAGAACAGAAGUCUAGUACUAAUCCUAACUCGAGCACAAUUGGAAACGAAGAAAUUACAGAAAAACCAAUCUUUAGCAAUACUGACGACCGGAGUGUCAUUAAUAAUUAUAAUAAUAAUAAAAUGGAGAAUUCGAUAAAUGAUAAUUCAAGUGAUCAUCAAAGACAUUCUACGAUGACCCAGAAACCGGAAAUGGAAAAUUCCACGACAAUCAGAUCUAUGGAAUUAACUAGCUCGUCUACGGAAGCGGCGAUGAUUAAUGCAACAGCGAGUGGAUCGAUAACGCGGAACACGGAAGAAGCUAGCGCCCAAAUGAGUAGAAUCAAUGGUACGAAGUGGGACGUAGUUACUGCGACCGUGACAGCCAAACCAGACGCGGACAACGUGACGGAAAUAACGAAAGACCCGGUGCAUCCUCUGGUGCAUCCUUCGGGCCAAGGUCAGGGCGAACGUACGGAAAAGGAAGGUGGGAACGAAUCAGCAUCAAAUAAGACGAGCUUCCGUAACUCUCAACCGAGGAUCGCUUCAAAAGUGAAUCCGGACGCAUUGCCAACCGCGGAGACAAUGAAAUCGAGUCAGCAGCUGCAGCUGAACCCGACGAUGUCCUGGACGCCUUACCAGGUCUGUUUCUACGCGCCUGGGGCAAACGGUCUCACGAGACAGUCGGCACCGGGUCAGAUGUACCCGGGAUCGUCGAUGGGCAGCGUAUAUCCAGUUUCGAUGCCGCAGCAGCACCGCCAGGGCUUCCAAAGCCCUAAUCAGGUGCCAAGUUACACGCAAGUGCAAGUACAGAACAUGCAAUUUUUACCCGGUGGCCAGCCCGGGCAAAAGAUGGGACCAACGGGUCCGGCGACACAGAAUUUUCCUGCUUAUUCUGGCCAUCAAAUAUCCUCGCCGACUGCUGCUGCGAAUCUGAAUUCAAAGAGCACGUAUUAUUGCACCUACAUUCCUGCACCGACGUUCCAAUUCCCAACUAUUCCUGGUGUGACCGAGUAUCAGCGAUCUUCUGCUCCAGUCGAGGAAACAGAUGAAGUGGAAAAUAUUAUAGAAGAUGCCAGUCGUAAUAAGUCAGAAACGUGUCCGUUUAACAUGAUUCGAUGCGAUGAUGGGAGCCAGUGUAUAUUGAGAUCGCAAUGGUGCAACGGGCUGGUGGACUGCACCGAUGCGAGCGACGAAACCAGUUGUUCUUGUAGGGAUCGGAUAUCGCAGGAUCGACUCUGCGAUGGGUAUUUCGAUUGCCCGCACGGCGAGGACGAAUUAGGAUGUUUGGGUUGUCCGAAAACUAAAUUCAGCUGCAACGAUUGGCAAAGGCGAUACACUGCGGAAAAUUGCGUUCCGAUGUCAAAACGAUGCGAUGGGAUAAAACACUGUGCCAAUGGAAGAGACGAGAUGGAGUGUAACAUUCUUACGUCUUCGCACAUUGAAGGGAAAAAUGUAUUCAUAAUUGGUCACACUGACGGAUACCUGCACAAAAACUUCAAAGGUCAAUGGUACCCCGUGUGCAUGGCAGUCGAAUCCUGGGCGAAGGAUGCAUGUGCUUCGGAAAUAGGCAAAGAAAUUACUGAAACACCAACGAUGACUGUCCACCCGGUACCGAGCGACGCGUACAAAGGAUCGUACAUAACAGAAAUGAACGGAGAAACGAAGAUAAUCCCUUCCUGCAGACACACCGCGAUUUACGUGCGCUGUCCACAAUUUCCCUGUGGUAUCAGUGCACAGAAAAACGAGGAUUUCGCGCCACCGCAAGUGUUCGAGAACGAAGAGCAAAACGUUGUGGACGGUUUAAUGUGGCCAACUUUCGAGGACAAGAUGGACCCAAGAGUCAGCAAAUUAGAUUCCAUGGUGGGAUCGCAGUUGCGCGUUGUCGGUGGACGCGCGAGCCAGCCGAAGGCUUGGCCGUUUCUGGUGGCUAUUUACAAGGACGGCUUAUUCUACUGCGGCGGUGUCAUUCUGAACGAGCUCUGGAUACUCACGGCAGCCCAUUGUCUCUAUGGCUACACAGACAAUUAUUUUGAAGUCCAAGCGGGGAUACUUCGAAAGUCCUCUUUUUCACCGAUGGCGCAGACGAGGAAAGCGCGGUACAUCGUACCGCAUCCGCAGUACAAUAGCAAAGACAUGAUCAACGACAUAGCUAUGAUCAUGCUGGACGACCCCCUGCACUUCAACCGAUGGGUGCGACCAGUCUGCCUCCCCGGGCGAAGUCUCUUGGGUUCGAUGUGGAGGUUCAAACCGGAGCCAAAUUCAAUUUGCGUUACGAUGGGCUGGGGCGCUCUCAGUGAACAUGGACCAGAUCCUGAUGAUUUGAGAGAAGUACAGGUACCGAUACUGUCGAGCUGCAGACACUUAGUAGAUCAGAUUGACGCGACCAUUUGUGCUGGCUAUCCUCAAGGAGGCCGAGACGCUUGUCAAGGAGACAGUGGUGGUCCCCUAAUGUGCAGAAAUCCGUACUCGAAAUCUCAGUGGUAUGUGGCGGGUGUGGUCAGUCAUGGAGAAGGUUGCGCCCAGCCGAACGAACCAGGCGUCUACACGAGGGUCAGCUAUUUCCUCGACUGGAUUCAAGAUAUUAUCAAUGGUCGUGGAUUGCCUUCCAUGAGGCGAACUCCUUUAGAAAAGUGUCCUGGUUUCAGAUGCGGGGGAGGUCUAGGCAUAUGCUUACCAAUUACAGCGCGCUGUAAUCGUACAGUCGAUUGUUUAGACGGCGAGGACGAAGUCAAUUGUCCUGACCAUUACCCACUCUACAGAAGCAAGACCAAAUCCAAUUUUGAACUCAAGACGACACUAGACUCGAAAAUAGAUUAUUCCACGGUGUCUGAUGUCACUCGACUCGAAAUCAGUAGCACCAUCCCCUCAUUAAUUUCUGAAAAGGCUGAUGUCACAACGGACAAAUCUACGUAUGUAGACGAUAAUAAGCGUGUCUCAGAAUCUGACCAAAGUGUAAUUUCAACGACUGUUAGUGCUGAUUAUGCAAAGAGUAACACAGUGUCACUACCAACAGUUCCUAGUACAACAUUCACUUGUUCAAGAUUGCUUCAAACUAUUUCCGCGAACAAGAGAUGUGACAGGAUAAUAGAUUGCGAAGACAGUACUGAUGAAAUGAAUUGCACUUGCAAAGAUUUCCUAAAAACCGCAAAACCGAGUGCUAUUUGUGAUGAUUAUGUAGAUUGCGAAGAUCUCACGGACGAACAAGACUGCGAAAUUUGUGCUAAGGAUGAAUUCUUCUGCAAGACAAGCAAGACUUGCAUUCCGAUGUCAAAGAAGUGCAACGGAGUGUUCGAUUGCCCGUUCAGAGAAGACGAUCUCGAUUGCUUUACAUUAACUGACGAUCAGCACGUGUACCUGGACGCGAAUAAACGACCGUUUUUGAAUAUGCAAGGAAUAUUGACACAACAAUCCAAAGAAAGCUGGCAAACGACCUGUCAUCGACCAAGGUUUUACCAAAAUGAAUCUACACUCAAACUCAUUGGACAAAACAUGUGCGAGUACUUCGGUUUUAGAAAUAUGAUAUCUUCAAUGUCCGUACUUGUGAAGAAGUCGAAACUCGAAACGAUAGCCUGGCCUUCGAAUUCCACGUACCAAGAGAACUCCACAGCGGUUUCUCUGAAUAAGACAGAUGAAACCUGCCCGGGGAUUUCUAUUCAGUGCGCAUCGGUUCUCGGUAACAGCGUGAAUACGUACUUAGUCGUCGAUGCGAAAACCGGAAGUCGCGACUACCUGUGGCCGUGGGCGGCUGCCAUCUUCGUUGAUGGGCACUACCGAUGCUCAGCACUGCUGUUGGAACCCAGCUGGGUAUUAUCCGCUGCAAAAUGUCUCGAAAACGUCAGAUUAGAUACAAAUUACACGACAGCCGUGUUCGGUUAUGGCCCACUGCUACACUUGAUAGAUGGUCCUCAUCAACAACAAUCGGUGAUCGACGAACUGCACCUGGUGAACGGUUCCGUGUCAAUUUUGUUACACUUGAAAAAUCCAGUCGAGUUCACUCGUCACGUGCAACCACUAUUCCUCAACAAAACAAUUUAUCUGCCAGGACUGGACGAGACUUGCGUUGCUCUGGCAACUGACGAGAAUUAUGAAACUAAGUCAAUUUUUAUGAGGCCUGUCUUGCAAAGUUGUGCGACUUGUCAACGCUGUUUCGUGAACGCUUCCGAUUGCUCGGGAACGGAAACAUCAAACUGGAGUGGAACGAUAUUCUGUCGCGGUAAGAAGGGAUGGCGUCCCACCGCUGUUUUCCAGGACAACAAAGGAAUGUGCAAUCUUCAGAAUCCUCAAGCUAUGACCAGUAUCGAUUACAUAAAUCCGUACCUAAUCGAAGCUAUAGAUGCACCGAGGCGAUCCGUCGAAGCGACUUGCAACGGUUUCCGAUGCAAGAUGGGCCAAUGCAUUCCACCGAAACAAAUUUGUAACGGAGUCUCGGACUGCCGUGAUAAAGAAGAUGAGAAUCCAGUGUACUGUGCACAAUAUCGCAACAAUUGUGAGGAUACCACAGGCUGCAGUUGCAAAGUAACGGAAAUCCGCUGCAAAAAUGGAAAAUGCGUGGACAAAAGCGCAUUCUGCGACGGGAAAAUCGAUUGCUCCGACGGAUCCGACGAGCCGGAGACAUGUAGCUGUGCGGAGUAUCUCAAGCUUACUAUACCAGAACGAUUAUGCGACGGCGUGCGCCAUUGCUUCGAUAAAACCGACGAAUCGCCGGAUCUGUGCCCUUGCAAAGAUUCGAGUUUCCAAUGUAGAACGAUGAGUGGCAAUGAUACUUGCAUACCUCAAGAUUUCGUUUGCGACGGGAUAAAAGACUGUUUAGACGGCGAGGACGAAGCCACGUGUAGAAUAACGAAAAAAGUUUCAGUUGAGAGGAAUGAAGUUGAAGAAGUGAUACGUAGAAGUUACGGUGUCUGGCAUUCAGAGUGCUUCCCAAAUCCCGUGUUAUCCAAUAACGAAGCGUCAGAAUUAUGUAAAUCUAUGGGAUAUUCUUCGGGAAGUGUUUAUAACGAUACUGUAGUCGUGGAUGAGCCCAUGAUCCCCAGACGACACGACUUUCAUAUGGUCAGGUUAAAUAGUUGGCUGUGGAUGACUUUGAGAGAAGACGGACCACUGAUAACUCUGGAGAAAUCUAAUGAAACUUGUCAUCGAGCGUUUGUCGACUGUGUCUGAUAUUUAAAUUCCUAAGAUUGUAUUUAUUUAAUAAUUUAUUUAACUGUGCCAUUGUAUAAAAAUUUUCAGUGCAUUGUCAGGGAACAACAAACAAUAUUGUAUAACAUAUUUUGAAUAAAGGUAUGGAACAAAUAAUAAACUGUUUGAUUCAUAUAAAAACCUGUACCAUUCACGAUUCUAAUUUUAAACCUGAGAGAGAAGACAAACCAUGGAUACUUCUGAAGAAAUCUAAUGAAACUUGUCAUCGAGCAUUUG
Ceratina calcarata is the source of this 6858-nucleotide messenger RNA. RefSeq names its product serine protease nudel (gene ndl). Lineage: Eukaryota; Metazoa; Arthropoda; Insecta; Hymenoptera; Apidae. The transcript is spliced from 25 exons. Gene Ontology annotation, biological process: proteolysis. Bases 697 to 6603 code for a protein of 1968 amino acids. Gene Ontology annotation, molecular function: serine-type endopeptidase activity; protein binding. The record is from RefSeq and is a predicted model, not a curated record.